Trifolium pratense (red clover) is the source of this 3408-nucleotide messenger RNA. RefSeq names its product disease resistance protein RPM1-like. Gene Ontology annotation, molecular function: ADP binding. The transcript is spliced from 2 exons. Bases 294 to 3116 code for a protein of 940 amino acids. Gene Ontology annotation, biological process: defense response to other organism. The record is from RefSeq and is a predicted model, not a curated record. NCBI's taxonomy places the organism in Eukaryota, Viridiplantae, Streptophyta, Magnoliopsida, Fabales, Fabaceae.
CAAAAUCUUGAAUUUAUGAAAAAUUAUUUUAUCACCAUUAAUUUUGAAUUUUAUUUCAUUUUUUAUCAUGCUUAACAAGUGCUCGAGCAUUGACCCUCAUUAGGCAACAACCAAGAAAUUGGUCAAAGUCUUUGAACAGUAGCAGCAGGGUAAAGGAAGGCAUCUCGAAGUUGCCAACAAAAUUGCUUGCAAGAUCUGAUAACUUUGUAAGCAGGUGAUCUAAUAAUCUGAGGAAAACAUUGAGAAUAUCCAAACCUUGCUCUCAACUGAUUCUAAUAACUUUUUUUAUUGAAAUGGCUGAAACAGUAGUGUCAUCUGUUUUGCAUGAACUCUACCAAUUUGUAAUAGAAGAAAGAAGUUCAGUGAUAGGGGUUGAGAGAGACUUCAUUGACAUCAAAGAUGAGCUUGAGAGUAUCCAAGCCUUGCUCAAGGGUGCAGACAUAAAGGCUGCUGAUGAAGAAGGAGGAGGAGCCAAUGAAGGAGUCAAAACUUGGGUGAAGCAGCUGAGAGAAACAUCUUUUCGCAUAGAAGAUAUGAUUGAUGAGUAUAAUAUGUAUGUGGGAGAGGCACCAAAGAUCAACCAUUCUGGAUUCAUAGCCAAGAUUCAAACGCUUCCUAACAUGAUCAAAAGCAUGAAGUGGAGGUACCAGAUGGCUUCUGAGAUUCAAGACAUAAAGUCAUCACUUGUUAAAAUCAAAGAAAGAGGGCAGAGGUAUGUAGUUAAGUCUGAAAGUGGAUCAAGCAGAUCAAGAGGGUCUAAAGCUGCCAGAUUUGGUGACCCUCCAAUGGCUCUUUAUUUCAAUGAAGAAGAGACUCAACUUGUGGGGUUUGAGUCCCAAAGAGAGGAAAUGGUUAGAUGUUUGGUUGAGGGAACUGAUGAGUGCAGUGUGGUUUCUAUUGUUGGCAUGGGAGGACUGGGAAAAACUACUCUUGCUAAGCUUGUUUUUGAAGACCAGCGUGUGAAAAAACACUUUGAUUGUCGCUCUUUCAUCACAGUUUCUCAAUCCUACAAUAUGAGGGGGUUGUUGAUUGAAAUGAUAAACAAGUUUUGCAAGGACAGCAAUGAGCCUAUUCCCAAGGGUCUGCAGAUGUCAGAUGGCCAUAAGUUGAUUACUCAUGUGGGACAGUACCUUGACUCAAAAAGGUACUUGGUUUUAUUUGAUGAUGUUUGGAAAGUAAAUUUUUCUGAUGAGAUUCAACAUGCCUUAAUUGGUAGUAACACAGGAAGUAGAAUCAUUGUAACAACUAGAAGGAUGCAUGUUGCUGAAUAUUUUAAGAAAUCUUUUCCUGUUCAUAUUCACAAACUACAACCUUUGUCUCCAGAGAAAGCAUCAGAACUGUUUUGCAACAAGGUGUUUAGAGGGAAAUGUCCAAAAGAACUUGGGGACAUGUCUCAUGAACUUGUUCAAAUAUGUGGCGGACUACCACUGGCAAUUGUAGCCAUUGCUGGUCUUUUGUCAACAAAACCUAAAACUGUGUUGGAAUGGAGACAGGUGAAUCGAAAUAUUAGAAUGGAAUUAGACCGCAAUGUGCAUAUGACUCAUCUAAGAAAGAUUUUAUCAUUAAGUUAUGAUGAUUUGCCUUACCAUUUGAAAUCAUGCUUGCUAUAUUUUGGUAUAUACCCUGAGCACUACACCAUUAAACGGAAGAGACUUACUCGACAAUGGAUGGCUGAAGGGUUUGUUAGGUGUGAGGAGAGCAGAAAUCUGGAGGAAGUGGCUGAAGAGUACCUAACAGAGUUGAUACAUAGAAGUUUGGUUCAAGUUUCCAAAGUUAGUUUUGAUGGGAAAGUCAAAAGUUGUCGUGUCCAUAAUUUGUUGCGUGAAGUGAUCAUUCGAAAAAUGCAAGAUUUAAGCUUUUGUCAUUUAAUGCACGAAGAUGAUGAACAAGAAACAGUUGGAAUAACUAGGCGCUUUUCUAUAACAUCCAUCUCCAACAAUGUGUUGAGAAGCAAAAGCAACUCAGGAAUUCGUGCUAUUUUCGUUUUCGACAAAGGCGAAUUGCCUAAAGGUUUCAUGGAUGAAUUGUGUACCAAGUUCGAGCUUUUGAAAGUACUUGAUUUUGAGAAUUCUCUGUUGAGUUCUAUUCCUGAUGACUUGGGGAAUCUUUUCCAUCUAAGGUACUUGAAUCUAAACAGUACAAAAGUCAAGGUUCUUCCUAGAUCGAUUGGUAAGCUAGUCAACUUAGAAACGUUGGAUCUAAGGCAAACUAAAGUUCAUGAGUUGCCAAGGGAGAUAAACAAGCUCACAAAGCUAAGGCUUCUUCUAGCUUAUUAUAGAAAAUAUGGUCUUUAUUCUAUUUUCAACUUUACAACUGGUGUGCAAAUGCAAGAGGGUAUUGGAUGUUUGAAAUCUUUGCAAAAGCUUUACUUUUUGGAAGCAGAUCAUGGUGGAGUAGACCUCAUCCAAGAGCUCAAAAAGUUGAUACAGUUAAGGAAGUUUGGCAUAAGGGGUGUGCGACGGGAAUAUGGAAAUGCAUUAUGUGCUACAAUACAAGAGAUGAAACAACUUGAAUCUCUAAAUAUUACUGUUAUAGCUGAGGGUGAAACCCUUGACUUGGAUUUUGUAGCAGUUCCACCACCUAAUCUUAGAGUUCUCAACUUGAAAGGUAGAUUGACAAAGUUGCCUUAUUGGAUUCCAAAUCUCAACUAUCUUGUGAAGUUAAGACUCGGCUUAUCUAACUUUGAACAUGAUCCACUGGAAGCUUUGAAGAAUUUGCCAAAUUUGUUGGGGUUGAAUUUGUGGGAUGAUGCAUUUUCUGGUGAAAGUUUACAUUUUCAAGUUGGAGGGUUUCCUAAGCUGAAGGAGUUGGAUCUCACUAGGUUAAAUAGACUAAGUUCUAUAUCCAUAGACGAAGAAGCUUUACUUGGUCUUGAACACUUCAGAUUUAAAAACAACCCUCAAUUGAAGGUGUUGCCCCGAGACCUCCAAAACUUGAAAAACCUUCAAUUUCUUGGAUUUGCUGAUAUGCCAGCUGAAUUAGUUGAUAGCAUAGAGAUAGGUGGACCGUGCCAUUGGGUUAUCAAUCAUAUUCCCCUUGUACAAAUUUGUGAGAAUGUUGGAUCAAAAUUUCAUGACUAUAAGCUGCACCGCAUUCCAACUCAAUUCAAUGUCUGAAAUAUAUCAAGAUUCAAAUUCUCCAUGUUGCAGCUCACAAAAAAAGAUGUACUUUGUCUCUGCGUUCCUUUUAUGGUGUGCUCGAAUUGCCCAAUAAAUUAUUUCCUUGAAUUGAACUCAUCUACUAUAUAAUCAAGGAAUGUGUACUAUAUUAUUUCCUGUCAUUUGUGGUGUUGUCUAUUAUUGAUGGUAGUGUGGAUGCUUUUCUACAAACAGUAGAAUGUAAAUUUCUGUGGAUAUUUCAAUUUGCUAUGAAAGAUUAAGUAAAACAUUAACUUUCAUAAAAUUAAAA